AGGAAACAUUAGAGUGGAGAGUCUGUUAGAAAGGAUCAAAGACGUGAAUGUCAGGUGUCCACAGAGGGUCAGUUGAAAAAUACAGAUGAGUCGAUCCGUUAAGGAAAAGAAAUACUUGGAGCUGAACUAAUGACAUGACUUCACCACAGUAAGUGAAUAAUAACUCGAUUCAAAAGUGUAUCACAAGUUCUGAUCUGUAGUGGUGCCAAAAGUUUCUUAACUUCUAUUCAAGGACAUUUUUAUCGUCAUCUAAAGGGCAGGAUGCUAAAAACGUUCGUCUGAAUGGCACGUCAGCUCUUUUUGUUGUUGCUCUGUUUGUAUUGUCAAGCAUUAACCCUUGAGACUUCACACAAACACACACACACACACAAACACGCACAUACUGCUGGACAUUCAUUGAUGUAAUAAACGGCCACACAUCAGCAGAGAAAGUUAUUCCUCUGUGGGGUCUCCGCAGGGACCAAUGGCUCAUUGGAGACCUGCAUAACACGGCUAACAUCCCAGUAAUGAUCAUACAGACAUACAGACGCGCUGUGCAGGAUACAUCAGUGCAGUGUAAAUGAUCUGACACUCAGGCUUUUAUUCUCUAUCAGGCUGAUCUGAGAAACUGGAAACAAUGGAGAAAACGAGACAUUUGGAUGAGGAGGAAUUCAACAAUGAGGGAUUUGGACAUGAGGUGGAGCUGGAGGAUUCUGACCCUGAGGAUGAGGAGGUGCAUGGAUCCACUCCACUCAUCACUGCCUGUCGUAAAAGCCGGACUGAGGUUAGUUACAACUGUGUUCACACAAGAAUGAGUUUGAAGCGUUAUCCAACUACCGAGCUAUUGUACGGUUGAGCAGAUGUGACGUCAGCCCAUUGUUUAGUGGAAUAUUCCAUCAGGUGAGCAUGUUUGUUAGAGGUUUGGGGCAUGGAGAGGGGAGGCAACAGCUCUCUAGGUUGUAUUUUUCCUAUCAAUAACAAAAACACGACUGUGUAUGUGCAUGUGGGAUUUACAUGACCCAAAUCUCCUUCAAUGUGUUACUCUUCCCCUGAGAGCUGUGUUCAAAACAAGCAUGUGACUUACAGCCAACACAUAGUGAGACACUCCCACUGUGUGUGAUCUCCUGUGACAUGAGCUCAUGCCUCUCAUGUAAACACAGAAAUACCUGUGGAGAAGAAAAGUGGGGCACUGACAGUUGUUUAUUGAAUUUUGCAUAUAAACUGUCUUUAUAUAAUAAGAGCUUACAUUACCUUUCAUGUGAUUUAACUUUUUACCUGAUGGGGUUGUUACAGGUCAUACAGAAGCUGAUGAAAUCUGAGGUCGAUGUGACCCUGUGUGACCCCAGACAGCAGACAGCGUUACACGUCGGCCCUCCAGAGCUCCAGGGGAAAGUGUUGGGGUGGAUGUCGAGGCCUCAUCUGCCUCCCCAGGCUCAGCUGCUCCAGGCUGCCUGGCAGGGAGACCUCCACUCACUACAGAGCCUGCUGGUGAGACUGCAACACGAAAUUAGAGGCUGACUGAUCAAGAGUUGAAUUCUGUUUUCAAGACGCAACAUAAGGGAAGUCAGAAGUGUGGUUUCUCUCGGGCGUCUCAUAUCUCAUAUGGACCCUUGACUCUUUUCAGACUGAAUCAAAAUGUUUUAAACAAGUAAAAGUUUACUUGUACUUACUUUACUGUAUUGUACUGACUUUACUUUUACUUACUUUACUUUAUUUACUUUACUGUACCAAAAGUACAGAGAGGUUUUGAGCUGAUUUUAAGUCGUAUUCAGGUCAAAGCGACGAACAAACCGGUCAGUCUCAUGAUGUAAUUAUGUAAAGUGAGAUGUGAUACGAAUCACCAGGUGCUUUAGAAGAACAAUGGCUGAUUGUUAUAUAAGACAUUCAGUUGGCGAGUCUAAAAGAUUUUAAUGCAACCCAAUGUAGAAAUGAAAUCAGGACUUUUACCUUUAUUUUGAAAGGACAGAAAUAUAGAGAGAAGGGGUAUCAUCAUGCAACAAAUUAUGCAAGAACUAGGAAUCACCUGUAGCAACCACCAGGAAUGCUCACAUGCUGAACUCACCUGAAAAGUCAAAGAAACCACAACACAGGUAAUCAUGUUUCUAAGGUAUAAAAGGAGGUAUAAACAAGGUUAAAUCAACCCACAGAAAACUAAACAAACACAUGCUCACAUGGCUGGUUGGGAGAGGAGGGAGAUGGGAUUUCUACGAUGGCCGAGAACUGCCACUGCUGCGAAUAAAAAAAGAAUGCAAAAAAUAAAAGAAACCACAACAGAGGUGACCGAUGAAGAAAAAAGGAACAGUGCAGAUUUUUUCAAAUAAGGCUACAACAGAAGUUAACGACACAAAAGAAAGUGGCAAUGCGAAAAAAAAAAAAAGUUACUCACUGCGAAAAUAAAAGGAUGCAAAUAAAAAAAGCCACAACAGAAGUGAGCUGACGAGGACCAAUAAUGAAAAAUAGCAAGGGGUCUGCAUACUUAUUUCUAUGAGUAAAGCAACUAAACCGUACAGCUACCGCAGACGGUAGCACCUCAGGCGCAACAUGGUCUAGCCAAAUGACACAUUGAAAAGUUUACGAAGCGAAAUUAAACAACAACCUUUCUACUUACUUCUUUGCUCGUCUUCUCGCCGUCGUCUUCUGUGCCUAGAUCGUAAAACCGGUGCUAAUCGUCACUAUUGGUCACUGGCAGCUCACUUCCAUUGUGGCUUUUUUAAAAUUUGCAUCCUUUUAUUUUCACAGUUAGUAACUUUUUUUUUGCAACGUCAUUUUUUUUGCAUUCUUAACUUCUGUUGUGGCUUCUUUGUUUUUGGUAUUCUUUUAUUUGCAGCCGCGGCGGUUCUCAGCCACCUUAGAUUUCCCUCUGCACUGCAUCAACCUAAUCUGCUGCUGUAGAGGAUAGACCCCUCCUGACACAGCCUGCAGAGCCAAAGCUAGUUCUUAAAUCACCUACUAAGUCUGGCAUGUCCCUGUUUAUGUGGGAGCAGAGGGGUAAAAUACGCACAGGCACACUUCAGCAUGGAAAAAGGUUUAACAUAUGAACUUUUAUGUUUCAGUCGACCAUAAAUUCAAACUUUUAUGAUCAUGGAGCCGUAGUAGAAAUAAGCUGACUCUGUGGAUUUUAAGGUUAUAUCCUCUCUUUUGUCACUGCAGCAUUUAUGUGUGAUCUUGUGUCCGUGUGUGUGCGGGUCUCAGGUUCAGACAGACAAAGUGGAUGUGAACGUUCCCAAUAGAGAUGGUGCGACAGCUGUGAUGCUCGCUGUUCGGGACAUUGACCUCUUUGAGGGCAUGGCCCUGACGUUGCCAUGGGAACACAAACCUGUUCAAGUGGUCGAGAAACUGCUGGGACUCUCAGCGUAAGAGGGGACACAUCCAUACUAACAUAAAAACAAUAUAAUGAUGUACAAAAAAGCAAAUGAACACAACAUUGAGCUCAUGCAGAUGCUGCUGACUUUUAUUUUGAAAAGCUAAAAAAAACAAUUUAUAAAUGGUAAAUAGAUAGUUUGUUGUAAGUUAAUAGUUUCUUUACCAUUAACAAGCAUUGAAAUUAUGAUUAGUAAUUUUCAUUAGUUAUUAAUGGACUAUUUAUUAAAGGUUUAUAUAGGGUUUGAAUAUUGGUUGUUAAACAUCGAGAUUUAAAUGUGUGUCAGUAGCACUUUGUAAAUAGUUAAUAUUUGGUUUUUAAACUACCUAUAAACAUUACUUAGAUGGUUAUUGUAAAGUUAGGGUUACGUUUUUAAAACUGUAAGAUUUACAAUUUAAUAAUGGUCUAUAUGCUAUUUAUAAAUGAUGAUUAAAAAUUAAUAAACUAUGUGCUUACCAUUUAUAAAUGGUCUAUUUACCCUUUAUAAGUAAUAGUUAUUGUAAAGUGUUACAAAUAGUUUUAAUCUUGAGCUGUUUUUUCAAAAGGAGUAAACUUUAUUCUUUAAUCCGUCUAUUCUCUUCUAUUCAGUGAUCUGCGGGUUCGAGAUCACGGUGGCUGCUCUGCUCUGAACUACGCCACCAGCAUCAACAGCCCCCUGAAGGAUGAGAUCAUCCACAUGAUGGCUGAGGCACUAAGUCGCUCAGGUACACAGAGAAACUCACACAAAAGAGUAACAACAGCACUUGUUUAUCAGCACGCUCCUCAUAUCCAACUUUGAGUGGUGGAAAAAGACAAGAAACUCAGUCAGGAUUAUCAAAUGCUGGUGCUUUAAGAGCCCCACAGCCUCCCCAUGUCACGCCUUACUCUGGUUACCCAUUCACUGAUGAGUGACUCAUUAAACUCAUGGAUUCAACCCGACAUGUAGCAAGCAUGCUCACAUGGGAAACACCCCCUAUUCAUGGCCAUGCACAUGCAGACACCCGCUCCCCUCUCUCUUACACAGACUUACACACAAGCAGCAUACCAAGUUCAUUCAUAAUCCUGUUUUUCUGAAUAAACCUCUGCAACUGCACUCAAAGCGGCACUUAUGUAGGAGGCGAUAAGAGAGGCUUGUUUGUGUUUUUUUGCGACCAUGCUGCUCAGAGCCUUCAUCAGGAGUGUGUGAGUCAGAGUGAGCUGAUGAAGAAAAAAAAAAAACGUGGCGAGGCAUGGAUGGGGUAAAGAGGUUGAAAACAAACAGGAAAAGGGUAAAAGGUGUUGUUUUAAGCCUGUUACGAAACUUCUGCUUCCUCACCUUGUGCAAACACAGAGGGUACGCACAGGGGUCCACACCCCUGGAGCUCAUGAGGUUGCUGCUAGAAGAAAAAAAAGCAGUUUUCCUCAUUUUGUGUCAGUGUAGAUCAUUAUAAUCUGAUUUUCUGCAGAUGCCGCCACUGACAACUACCCAUGCCGGGAUUUGGACUCAGAGUUUGAGGAUUCAGACAUCGACUUGGACCUUGAAAGCAUUUAUUCACAGCGGUCAGCAGCUGCCACCCCAACGCAGACACCAACCAAUCAGGACGGUUCUACGCUGCACAUCCACACAGAGGUGAGUGGAAACCCUCUCUAGAGGAAAUAUCACUUCUAUGUCAAGAUGCCAAAGAUUCUGUCAAGUAUUGAAAGCCAGAUUUUGUUGUGAUAAAGCUUAGUGGACUGUCCUGGUGUUACCAACAAUUAACAGACACACAAGCAGACAGUGAGUAGUCAGCCAGAGGACAAAUAUCUGGAUGCAGUAAUUGGCUCUUUGGAUAGGUAUGUGAGUCUGCAGGGUUGUGUGUGUGUGUGUGUCAGUGUGUGUGUGUGGAGGAGGGGCGCUCUGGGUAACUGACACUUAGCUGCCAAACUGCUGUAUUAUGGGUGUCCUUAAAGAUGGAGCUGACAGGCAGGCAGCUGGUUAGCCGGAGGAGAAGAGCAGGUGGUUUACGGGGAAAUGCUAUCUAAGUGGCAAAUAACACCACUAUCUCCACAAAUAAGCACAAUGUAUUAAGUUUAAGUGUAAACUUGGUUGCUUUAACAUUAAUGACAUAAAUAAUGAUGACAUAAUGAAAUAUAAUAAGGUAUCUUUAGGUUACACCAGUCUUGCAGGACUUUUACAGGCCUGAAUUAUUCUAAGACUGAGACAUAUAAUUAAUGAAUUGCUCACUUUUGUUCUUUCCAGGAAGUGCCGGACUCUCCAGGGUGCCCUCCUCCAUCCGACCAUCAUAAAAGUCUCAGUCAAGGUAAGGCUCUUUGAGGAACUCCUGGAGUUUUAGUACGGUGUGAUGUUAAGAGUCAAACUUUUAUUCUUUUCUAGUUUUUUUUGACAAGGACAAAACUGUAUCCCCAACGUAAGAGGACAAAAAGUGAGAAAAUACAGCAAGGGAAAAAAGGUGUUUCAGGUAUCGACUAACAUCUUCAAACAGGUCACUUUUUGUGCUGUUUUUUGACCUUUUACACUGACAAGAAAAGACACCGGGCAGCUUCCAAAUAGGCCAUCAGAUCGAGUCACCUCUGAAGGGGAGGGGAGUGCAGGGGGUGUGUUUGGGUGGGAGGGAUCUCACACAUUCAAUACGACCUCUCAGCUGAGGAACCUGCCCUGCCCAUUUAGUACCUCUGCACACCAGCGUGGUCGAGUCACAGGUCUUUUGAAGGGGGAAUUAGAGGGAGCAAAAGUGACAUACAUGUCCCGGGAUAUGAAGGAAUAAACAGGGAGACAAUUUAUCAGAUUGAAACCCAAAACAGGGACUUGUUAUGGGGAAAGAGUGGACCGACAUCAGGCACACAAACAGGUGGUGUGUACAACAUUUUAUCUUCUUGUUAUAUUGUUGUAGACUUUUCUUUUGCAAUUGAUAAAACGUUGCUCUAACUUCUUUUUCCAAACUCUAAUAUUGUGCAUCUGUUUUAUUUUUUAUAAUGUCUAAUACGGAGUACAAUGAGUUUAAGAUCAGGAGGUGUAACUCAAUGUCUGUCUGUGUGUGUGUGUCUGGAGCAGAUAAGGGAAUCCCCCUCUGUUUCGAAAACGCCAUGGAAACGCUGAGUGACAUCAGGCAAGCCUACCAGGAUGCAGGGAGGGGAAGCAGGUGGGCUGGCCUGCACACACACACACACACACACACACACACACACACACACACACACACACACACACACACACACACACACACACACACACACACACACACACACACACACACACACUUUGUUUCUCACUGUAGAGAACAAACAAUUGACGAGUUGAUGCCAGAAAGUUGUUGGUACUCACAGUGCAGAUGCGUAGGCACAUCAGCAUCUGUUCAUACGUAUCCACAAACACAAACAUUUAGUGUGCGUACAGUUAACACUCCAUCCCCCGAGCACACAGCCGCUUGUAUAAACAGCACACCCUCCCCAGGCUUCGUCAACAACUGCCCUUUACUUUUACAUCAACAGAGGAACAGUUUCCUAUCUGGUUACACUCCUGUCCUGUAUGCAUGCACCUGUCACCGUGUCCAGAGGACAACCUGUUCUGGCCAAACAGGUUGGAAACACAGAGACAGGAGGGAGAGAGGGCUUCGGUGAAUCAGCUCAUUGUCUGUUACGUGGAGCUCUCACCACUGACUCAAGUCCGAGCUCUCCAAGGAGAAUAAAGGUCUUUGAGCAGGUCUCUGAUUUCAUUGCAUCAGCUCCCGGAAUCAGAAACAGGAGGAAAGGGGGAUUUUGGCAGCUCAGAACACGACAGUAGAACCUGUUCAUCUUUAUUCUGUUUCUAUUUUAAAGAGUAAAACUCACUUUUCUCUGUCUCCCUUAGAGGCGGAGUGUCUCUGCCAAGCCUUGGCCUCAAUAGCAGACGCUGGACACUAGAUCCUGAUCACUCAUCUGGAUUGCAGAGCACCAGGACCUCCUGUCUGCCGGUGCCCCCUAGACACAGGUAAAUACUGUAGCUGGACUUAUCAUAAAGCCUUUGGACACGACCUGAACCUGCAAGGAGCAAACCAAACCAAGAGCAACUGCUGCAACCAUGAGCUUCAAAUGUAAACCAGACCAUCAGGUGUAGAUGUUCUUUUUUCUGAAGAGGUUUUCUGUUAUUGCUCAUCUUUCUGGGUGACUGGAAAACAACAUUCAGUGGACCUGAGAAAAAAAACAGGGCUUUAGUUAAACUUUAACUCCUCCUGCACAUCUUGCUCUCCGCUGUAGCUCCAUGCCCCCAUUUCAAUUAAGAUCCCUAAAAGUAGAAACCCAUCUUUUAAAAAAUAUAUAGCUCAACUGUUCACAUGUUGUCAGUGCUAUUUGUAAUUACCGACCCUGAGCAUCUCAAUGACUAUUCUCAGUUUAGACAUUCAGGGUUCUUAGAUUCUUCUGUUAAUUUGUCUUCCUCAGGCAGAGAACCAGAAGUGUAGCUGCUGCAUCCUCGUCUUCCCCGGGUCGAACGUUUGUGGCCGAACCCAGCGAGCUCAGUCAAUCAGCACCCAGCAUAAUGGAGCCCCUUCUGUCCUCAAACACGAUGAUGCAGGCUAGAGCGCACAUCCAGUCACGUAAGUGAAUAACGUAUAGAUUAAAGUACUGUGACAUGGAUUUUGUUUCCAAGUCUUCAUUUGUCAGUGAUUACUUGUUUUUAAGUUUUAUUCAGAUGGAAAUCUCUUCCUGUCUGCAGGGCUGGGUGCUCAAGAUACUGCAACUGAACAAAAGGUAGAUUUCAAAUCCACCCUUGUGUCUUGUAAAGAACUAGGAGAAGUAAAAGCUAUCAGCCCUUCUUGUUCAAAUCCUUGCACACUGUUUAUAGUCUGUUCCCACAGAUUCAUAACUCAGGCCUCCUGUUUGCCAAUGUCCUUCUCUUCAGCAGUUUCCACAGAGACCCUUACCAACUCCUCAUCCAAGAACACCCAGACUGUUGGCACCACUAGACAGCAGACUCAGGGAUAUCAUACCUCUACCAGGACUUAAGCACCCUAUUCCCUUAAAACCUAUCAGCCGGAGUCCACUUUGCUCCAGAGCCAGGCUGAAGAGGGGCGGACUUUCCCGAGGCAGCUCACGCUUAGGUCCUUUGACAACCAAAGGUGGCAGUGAGGACAGCGGCUCCAGCAGCAGCCAGAGCUCCAUGGAUCUAGAGGAUGAAGAUGAGGGAGUAUCAGGGGGAGUCCAUCUGAAGUUUGUUGGAGACCUAUUGCUGCAGACUUCAAACAACGUGAGCUCCAGUGUGACCGAUUCAGUCAGCAACACAACGGGGUGUUCAAAAGUACCACCGAGAACAAGGCAUUUUUCACAGAUUCACAGAUCGGCUCAUGAUCUGAAUGAAGAGCCUUUUAACCACUCAGAUGAUCCUUUUAGAACUGUAACAUACACAACCUAUCACUGUGAAGACAAAGUCAACCAAAUAAGCGACACAAAAGACCAUGUUGACAGCAAUACCUUCACAAAACAACAAGGAAACACUCUGAAUCUGACUCAAGUGACUAUAAGUAACGAAAUGCCUAUCACAUCCAAGCCACAAGAGGAAAGGACCAGUGCAGGCUACACACCAGACCCUCAAACUGAGGUUAGCAACAGGACAUCAGUAAACAAAGACCAGAGUGGUGUGGAAAAGAGUUCACGAAAUGACCAAACAAAAUGGACAGAAAAAACAUUCAAGGAUUGUUUUUAUGAAAAAACCUUAAGAGACGACCCGGAUCAGAAAUUGGAUCUAAUGACAGCUGAUAAUAGAAAUGUGGAUACCAGUGGAGACACAAAGUUGUCAAAGGUCUUAAAGUCUGUCCAGAAUAAGGAGAGAAAAGCUACAAAGAACUGUGAAGCAGAAGCAGAAAUUCAAACCAACCCUGAGUCCUUCAGUAGACCGCCAAACAAAGACCGGAUCAGCUCCAAUCGGAUCAAGAUCAAAGAAAACCUCAAAACACUUUCCACUCAAGUUGAGGUCAAAACGAGGAAAAGUCAUGAGUUAAAAAUAAACGGAGAGUCAGUCACGAAGGUAAAGUCAAAGCUCAAGUGUGUUAAAGGUACUGCCACUUCAUCACCGCGAAAGAAGGUUACAGAUCCUGCACACAGCAGAAGAGCAACUCCUGACAGGUCAAAUAUCAACAAAGAUCAACAGCACCUUCCCAAAACAGAGCCAAAGAGCGCCCGACAGUUGAAGAGACCGAGUCUAGAGGGUUCAUCAAGAUCCAGAUCUGUUCUGGACUUCAUCACCUACAAAGACAUGUUUCAGCAGAUACAGAGUGGGGACAAAGGACCAGCCAUUUAUGAGAUGUUUGCUGGUCCCAUCUAUGAGAACCUUCGAGUUUCCAGCUCCUGUGAGAAGGUUAAGGACAGACAAGUGCGGUCUGCGCCGCCUCGUAAGACACACAAAGUCAAACAAAGACCGAUGAAGCAACCACAGAGCAAGCAGAGGAGGAGUCUGGCAGAUAGUACAGAAGACUCACCUAAAAGCAAAGCGAAACUCUCAACCCCCCGAGCAAAACCUCAAGUAACAUCUGCACCAAGGAGGGGCACAGAGAAAAUAAAACAAAUACUGGAUGGACACUCAGACACUGAGCUUCAUGCCUUGACGGAAGCUGGUAGUUGUCCUAAUAGUUCUGAAGAGACAGCUGGAGAUCAGAUGCUUCCCACCAUAGAGGAAGAUCUCUCAAGGUAUGAGUCUGAAAUAUUAAAAUCUGACAACAAAACACUGACCGGACCAGCGACCUUAUCUCACUCUGGAUAUAGUUACCCUCAAGAGAAAGACGGGAAUUCUUCAACAGGAUGUCAAAAUCUACUGAUGUCUGAGUCAUCUCAAAGCCCACAACAUCCCAAGAUCAACACCUGGACUUCCUCCAGCAGCAACAACCACACCAUCAUGUCCCCAGUUUACCAGAGGUUUCUGGAUGGGGUUGGGGACGGACCGCUAACUGAUGAUCUGCUGCAAUGUCUGGCUGAGGAGCUGAUCUCAUUGGAUGAGAGGGAUGUAUCCACAGGUCCUGACCCAAGUGAAAAGGAGUAUGAUGGGGAAAGCAAUCUCCUGAUGGUAAGACAAACUUUUCCUGAGGUUUAUCACUAAUUACUAAUUCAAUAAAGCUUGAUUAACAUGUGCAAAAACUUGUCUUACGUUCUACCUUGAAGAAACUAAAUGAAUGAUUUUCUAAACUGUUUCUUGUUAUUGCAGGUGAAUAAAACAGAAAAUGUAGAUCUGCUUGGCUCUGGGUUGAUUGUAGAUGACAAUAUUUCAUGGACAAAGGGUGAAGUGCUCGGCAGAGGAGCCUAUGGGACUGUGAGUAUUCAUAUCAAAUAAAGAAAUAUAGUAAACAAAUAAACUCUCAAGCAUUCACAUCAAUCGUCAACUUACCUUGGCUUUUUUACUUACCAGGUCUACUGUGGCCUGACCAGCCGGGGCGAACUCAUAGCUGUAAAGCAGGUAAGCCUGGACGCCUCUGACCCUGAUGCUGCAAAGAGAGAGUACAACCGUCUCCAAGGGGAGGUGGAUCUGCUUAAAACUCUUCGGCACAACAACAUUGUGGGUUUCCUCGGGACCUCGUUGCAUCAGCAUGUAGUUUCCAUCUUCAUGGAGUACAUCCCAGGAGGAUCUAUUGCCAGCAUCCUUCACAGGUUAACUUGAUUUAAAACAGCUUGACCCUCAUGUAGAACAAUCUUUAUUUUUUUCUUCGACAUUUAUCUUGAAAAAUGGGUUUCAUCCCCCUUUAACACCAAUUGUCUGUUCGACUGCCUCAGGUUUGGCCCCCUGCCGGAGCGUGUCCUGGCUCUCUACACCCAUCAGAUCUUGGAAGGGGUGACGUUCCUUCAUCUGAACAGGGUGAUUCAUCGUGACUUGAAGGGAAACAAUGUCAUGCUGAUGCCAACUGGUGUCAUCAAGCUCAUAGACUUCGGCUGCGCACGCCGUCUGAGCUGCCUCAACCACACUGCAAGCAACAGCGGAGAUUUGCUAAAGUCGGUCCAUGGCACGCCUUACUGGAUGGCACCAGAGGUAAAGUUUUAGGACAUGAUUUUUAUUUCUUUCACUGGAAACCUAAACUUGUAGAGUUUGACGAGUUUGUUUCCCACUCCUCAGGUGAUCAAUGAGACAGGAUACGGCAGGAAAUCAGACGUAUGGAGUGUUGGUUGUACCGUGUUUGAGAUGGCUACAGGGAAACCACCGCUAGCACACAUGGACAAGAUGGCUGCUUUGUUCUACAUCGGGGCUCAAAGAGGAAAGAUGCCCUCCUUACCAGAUGGGUUUUCACAAAGUGCAAAGGACUUUGUCAAGAUUUGCCUAACAAGGUGAGUUUUUGACAAUUCACAAAUAACACAGACUUGUUUAGGAAUACUUUACUUAUUCUUAUGUUUGUUUUUAACUCUAGUAACCAGAGACAACGACCGUCUGCAGAGAAACUACUAACGCAUCCGUUCAUUCCCCAAAAUGAGACUGGAGCGAACUCGUGGGAAACACAGAGGAGGAACCGCUGUGGUCACCUGGAGGGACUGUGUGGAUAACAAUCAGCGUAUUUUCAGUGAGAUAUGUAGUUAUUUCUUCCAGAGUGGUUUCGCAAAACAUGAAUAAUUUUGGGCUCUAUACCCUACAGAUGUAUGAGAGGUUUUUAGAAGAACCCGGCUUAU
This is a messenger RNA of Xyrichtys novacula (pearly razorfish), 11911 nucleotides long. NCBI's taxonomy places the organism in Eukaryota, Metazoa, Chordata, Actinopteri, Labriformes, Labridae. The record is from the annotation of a GenBank genome assembly.